Molecule: messenger RNA, 2114 nt
Organism: Notolabrus celidotus (New Zealand spotty)
Lineage: Eukaryota; Metazoa; Chordata; Actinopteri; Labriformes; Labridae
Gene: hapln2
Product: hyaluronan and proteoglycan link protein 2
Exons: 6
Coding region: 454-1476 (340 amino acids)
Biological process (GO): cell adhesion
Molecular function (GO): hyaluronic acid binding
Source: RefSeq, a predicted model, not a curated record
UGGAUCUGAUCCGGUCUUGGUGUUGGGUCUUUGUUAGGGGAUCAAUGAGUCUGCUUGCUGAAAUAUAAACCGUGUUGUGUUUAUGAAAAAAGUGUCAGUUUGUAGAAAGACAGGAGACAAAGGCAGCGUGUCAGACCUUCAUUUGGUCAACAACAUCUGGAGCAGAGACAACAAUCCUGUUUACACAUCGUUGACAACAGAGCCGAGCAUAUGACCGGAGCGAGGAGAGCAGGGGGGUGAAAGAGAGAGAGAUGAAGUGGGUUUGACAGAUGAGCACUCAGGGCUCGGAGAGAGGAGCCAACAGGGUUAAUACAGGAUUCUACUUCCCAAAGAUAUGAAACCUCCAGGAAUCCAGAGCCUUUGAGAGCAUCACCGACAUGUGGGGCGGAUACAGAGGAGGAGGACUGAACACCUGAACCUCAUCUCACAGGAGCUGAAAGAGCGACUCCCUUCAUGAUGAACUGUGCUGUGAUUCUUCUAUUAACAUCAAGCUGCUUCACCUGGUCCUCAGCCCUGUACACCCCCAACAGAGCAGCAUCCAGUAAGCUAAAGUACCUCCUGGAGCCUCCGGUCUACCCUGAGGUGGUUGGUCGUCGGGGGGAGAACGUCACUCUGCCGUGUAUCCUUAGAACCAAACCCAGCCACUACAAGGUGAAAUGGACCAAGCUGCAGCCGGAACACGAACACGUGGGACAGGAGAACAUUAUCAUGAUAUCAAACUCACACUCCUUCAAACGGUACGGCCACCUCGGUCCCAGGGCCGCUCUGAGGAAGGCUCACAGCAUGGACGCCUCCCUGCAGCUCAGCCUUCUGGAGCUGCAAGACGGCGGCUCGUAUCGCUGUGAGCUGGUCAACGGCAUCGAGGACGAGAGUGUCGCCGUCUCUUUGAGGAUCGAAGGUGUGGUGUUCCCGUAUCAGAGUAAACAUGGCCGCUACAGAUUCACGUUCCAGGAGGCGAAGGAUGUUUGUGCUGAGCAGGACGGCAUAUUGGCGUCCUUCAGCCAGCUGUACAGAGCGUGGACCGAGGGUCUGGACUGGUGUAACGCCGGCUGGUUGGACGAUGGAACCGUCCACUACCCCAUCAUCACACCCCGCCCUGCCUGCGGAGGAGAGACGCUCCCUGGGAUUCGCAGUUAUGGACCAAAAGAUAAAAAAGUGGAUCACUUUGACGCUUUCUGCUUCACCUCACAGACGUCGGGUUCUCUCUCCUACAUCUCCGGCUCAUUCUCCUUCGAGCAAGCGGAGCGAGCCUGCAAACAAGAGGGAGCAGAGCUGGCGUUGGUCGGCCAGCUUUACUCGGCUUGGCGUUUCCAGAGUUAUGACCAGUGUGACGGAGGAUGGCUGAAAGACGGCAGCGUGAGGUUCCCCAUCAGUAACCCCAGGGAGCGCUGUGGAGGGAUCCCUGAGGCCGGCGUGCGCUCAUUUGGAUUCCCCAACAGGAUGAAGCAUCUUUGCGGCGCCUAUUGUUAUAGGUAGCCUGGACAGAAUCAAACUUUUAUAUCAGUGUCUCAACGCACGACAGAGGAUUAGGGACACGUUAAGGAAGAAAAGAGAGAUAGAUUUCAAGAUUGAAGUUGCAAAUUUACCAAAAUAAAGUCAAGAUUUUUGAGAGUAAAGUGCUAAAUGUACGAGAAUAGUCAUAAAUCUAGUCAUUAUCUCUAAAUUACGUUUUUAUUCUGAUAAGAUUACAAGUUUAUUCCACCAAAAUCACCUCAUUCUCAUAAUUUUGCAACUUUUUUCUUGAAAUCUUAAUUUUUUCCUCCGUUGUGCAACAAAAUUUGGAGUCCAUGCAAGAAAUCUGGUGCUUUUUGACUCCCAUCUUAUCAAACACAACCACAAAGUCAGGGGGAAGAAGUGUCACAUGCAUGGCUGCAGGGUUAAGAGAUUAAAACUAAGAAACGUGCAGAAAUAAAGCUCCUGAGUUAUCUGAUCUUAACAGCACAUGCAGGUUUGGUUGAUUUAUAACUGCAUCUUUUUUUUUAACACGAGCUCAAACUCAACAAAGAAGCCAAAAAUCUUACAUGUAAAUAAUUCUGUCAUCUACUUUCAGAGUGAAAUGGUUUAUCUGUACAUUAAUAUUUUAUGUUUUCAAUAAAGUCACGGCCACGGAUCAG